UUGGAUACAUACACAAAAAUAUGGCUUCCAUUUUGUUCACUUUGGAAAACGUGUGUUUUCUCCUUACUUGUCUUUUACCUAACCUAAUCAGUGCAGCGUACUACUGCAGAUACAAUAGCUACUACUCCCGUUAUUACUGUUACUACUACUACUAUUACUAUUACGACUACGACUAUACCUAUGAUAGCAGUGGUGGUGCGAUUGCCGGAGCUGUCAUAGGAGGAAUCGUUGGACUGGUGAUCAUCGCCACUAUCAUUACCUGUGUUGUUGUACAUUGCUGUAAAAAGAAAACCCACGGUCAAGUGAUCGUACAUCCAACAGGUUAUUCGGCGAGUUACACGAAUACAUAUCACAAUGCUUAUGGGGGAUAUGGAUCCGGACCAUAUGUGACAACAGCGACAAUCAACUACGCAGCACAUCCAUCUGCUCCCCCUCCCCCGCUCCCUGCCUACCCGCCCCCACCUCAGUACCAACCCCCACCUGCCUUCCAUCCCAGUGAACCACACACAUCAACUCAGGAUGGCAAUUCAAAAAUGUAAUCAUAUUGGUGUUUUCAAAGGAAUGACAACAAACAUCUUCAAAAUCAGUUUUAUUGCAUAAAAUUCCAUUUCUCUCAAAUACAUUGUAUCAUAUCAAUUUAUGUGUUUAAUUUUCAAAUAACCUUCGUUUUUGG
Molecule: messenger RNA, 673 nt
Organism: Saccostrea echinata
Lineage: Eukaryota; Metazoa; Mollusca; Bivalvia; Ostreida; Ostreidae
Product: protein shisa-5-like
Exons: 4
Coding region: 21-539 (172 amino acids)
Source: RefSeq, a predicted model, not a curated record